AUGCCUGGAAACCAGCCUCCUCUCCAGCCUCCUGCACCUGUUCACCUGGGGCCUCGUCUCGGCCCCGCGGAGUCCCCCAGAACCCGCGGGUCUGCAGGGGGCGGCUGCGAGCUCCGCUGUGACCCCUUUUCUGCGUCCGGGUCUCCAGCCGCGGACUCCGAAUCUCGGGGGACUCUGCCGCUGCUGGACGGACCUGGACAGUCUGCGACCUGUGCUCCAGCAGCCGCGGACUUGCCUGUGGGUUGCAUGCUGGUGCUGAUGCUGAUGACCAUGGUGCUGACCAGGACAAGAGCAGUUCCUGUCCCCACGCCCCUCAGUGCCCUCCCGGGUGCAAGGGGCUGCCCCUUGGCCCAGUUCAAGUCUCUGCCCCCAGAAGACAUGAAGGCCUUCAGGAGGGCCAAGGACGCCUUGGAGGAGUCACUCCUGCUGAAGAACUGGAGCUGCAGCUCCCACCCACUGCCCAGGACCCGGGACCUGAGGCAGCUGCAGGUGUGGGAGCGCCCAGUGGCCUUGGAGGCUGAGCUGGCCCUGACACUGAAGGUCCUGGGGACCAUGGCUAACUCCACCCUGGGGGACAUCCUGGAGCAGCCCCUUCACAUGCUGCGCUACAUCCACACCAAGCUUCAGGCCUGUGUCCCAGCUCAGGCCACAGCAGGCCCCAGACCCCGGGGCUACCUCCACCGCUGGCUGCGCCGCCUCCAGGUGGCUUCAAAGGAGUCCCCUGCCUGCCUUGAAGCCUCUGUGACAUUCAACCUGUUCCGCCUCCUCACCCAUGACCUGAACUGUGUCGCCAGUGGAGACCUGUGUGUCUGA
Molecule: messenger RNA, 813 nt
Organism: Artibeus jamaicensis (Jamaican fruit-eating bat)
Lineage: Eukaryota; Metazoa; Chordata; Mammalia; Chiroptera; Phyllostomidae
Product: interferon lambda-3-like
Exons: 6
Coding region: 1-813 (270 amino acids)
Biological process (GO): innate immune response; cell surface receptor signaling pathway via JAK-STAT; positive regulation of immune response
Molecular function (GO): cytokine activity
Source: RefSeq, a predicted model, not a curated record